Molecule: messenger RNA, 1181 nt
Organism: Mercenaria mercenaria
Lineage: Eukaryota; Metazoa; Mollusca; Bivalvia; Venerida; Veneridae
Product: sushi, von Willebrand factor type A, EGF and pentraxin domain-containing protein 1-like
Exons: 6
Coding region: 1-951 (316 amino acids)
Source: RefSeq, a predicted model, not a curated record
AUGCAUAAACCAUACCGACUUUUACUUUGUCUUUUUAUUUGUGUCGGCUUUGCCCCUUCGGUUGUCUUUUGCAAAUUAUCAUUCAACGUGUUCCGUUGGAACACGUGCUUACCAGACGAAUUCAGACUGAAAACGAUUGUGGGGAUUGCGCUACAGGAAUGUAUCGAAGAAUGUGGCAAGAGGCAAAGUUGUGUCUAUACUGGAUAUCUAAGAAAUGUAAAUCUAUGUAAACUGUACAACGGUGUGGAUAUGUCAUCCCUAAUAGAAGAAGGACCAUGCUUAGUAAUAAGAAGAGGAGAUAUUGACAACUCGGUGUUUCCAGAAGACUGUACAUGUGAUGAAAGACAAGUUUGCAACGACGGAAUGUGUAAGUACGAAGAAUGCUCCCAACUUUCAUUCGCAAAUGGUUAUGUUGUCGGCAACAAAAACGAUAUUAGUUCCAGACAUACGGUAUAUUGUGAGUCAGGAUACACAGAGGUUAAUGGACACGGGUUAGUCACAUGUGGAAUGUCUGGAAACUGGAGUUAUUAUCCGUCUUGUAUUUCAACAACUGUAUGUGAUGAUAUGACAAUUGAGAAUGGUGAUUUAACUGGAACAGGGAACGGUGUUGGUGCAGUUAGAACAAUUGUUUGUGGUACAGGAUACGAAGAACAGUUAGGCGAGACCAGUAUACAAUGUGACAGUACUGGAAACUGGAGUUACAUUCCUACAUGCUCUCAAAUAAUAGUAUGUGAUGAUAUGACAAUUGCGAAUGGUGAUUUAGUCGGGUCAGGGAACGGUGUUGGUGCAGUUAGAAUAAUUGUUUGUGGUACAGGUUACGAAGAACAGUUAGGCGAGACCAGUAUACAAUGUGACAAUACUGGAAACUGGAGUUACAUUCCAACAUGCUCUCAAAUAAUAGUGGAGGAUGCCGACAGCAGUGACGACAGCAGUGACAGCGACAGCAGUUAAUUGGAUGACCAGACCAAUCAAUCAUUUUAAAAUGGUUGCCGGAAGUGGAAUUAAAAUAUGGCAUUUUCGGGAUUUGCUACACGACAAAAUUCAAAGACUUUUUUGGGGAUAAACUCUCCUUGCAUUAGUAGAUUUUGAAACGAGCAUUUACGAUUUUAUCUUUCAGUAUAUAAACUUAUCAAAAUAUUUUGUAAAUAGUGUACUGAAUAAUGUAGACAUCUCACAUACAA